AUGUUCUCGUGCUUGCAGACGAAGAUUAAGGAGGCGUUUGCCGCCUUCGAUACCAACCAGAGCGGCGACAUCAGUAUGCAGGAGCUCCGGGCGCUUUUGGGGCAAUUGGGGGAAAUGCCGUCCGAGAAGCUUCUGCAGGUGGGCCAGGAAUCCAUGAGGGAGGCAGACACGGACAACAACGGCUCCGUAUCUUUCGGGGAACUCGCCUCGCUGAUGCACAAGCUCAAGAAGGAUCCCAACUCGAACUCGGCCUUCGUGCGCAAGAUCCACAAGGCUCCUGCCCAGGUGGUUGGACCGCGGCUGCCGAUGGACCCGCUCUCCGAAGACCUCUUCACACAGACGUCGGACGGGCUCAUCCUGUGCAAGCUCAUCAACCUCGCUGAAUUCGACACAAUCGACGCCAGGGCGAUGAACGUCGUAUCGGACAAGAGGCCAAAGCUAUCCAUAUUCCAGAAGAUCGAGAACAUGAACCUGGCGCUCAACGCCGCCAGGGGCAUCGGCUGCGUGGUGACCAACGUCAAUGCCAAGGACAUCAUCGACGGCAACUCUAUUCUCAUCCUGGGGCUGGUCUGGCAGAUCAUCCGGAUACAGCUGCUGUCUUCCAUCAGCUUGACGUCCUGCCCGGAGCUGGUUUGCCUUCUGGAGGAGGGAGAGGAGCUCGACGGGCUGUUGGCCUUGCAGCCCGAGGCGAUCUUGCUGCGCUGGUUCAACUACCACCUCGAGAGGGAAGAGGUCGGAACUGUUUGGAAUGUAACCCACAGCGACGACAACGUCGACAGUAACAAGAACGACACCCGCGUGCCCUAUUUUGCAAUGGCCUCAUCGAGCACGCUUGUCUGCUCUUUGUUUGCAACUUUCGCCCUCUUGGUUCUUUCGAUAAAGUCUUCUUCGACGAAGCGAGUAAAGAACUUCGGGAACGACUUGAGGGACGGCGAGGCCCUCUCCGUUCUGCUGACACAGCUAGACCCCACCGUCUGCCAACCCUGCAACGAGCCGCCUGGCUCCGAGGCCCGCGCAAGGCAUAUCAUCAGCAACGCGAAGGCGAUGGGCGCGGAAACGUUUAUCCAGCCGGCGGACAUCAUCAACGCCAACAAGAAGCUGCUCCUGGCCUUCUGUGCGCAGCUCUUCAACACCAACCCCAACCUCACCGUGGAGCAAGAGGUGAUGGAGCAGUUCACCGAGGACUUCGCCAACCUAGAGGACGAUGACGAGGGCGACACACGAGAGGAGAAGGUCUUCCGCAUGUGGAUCAACAGCCUGGCCAUCGACAACGGAGACCUGUACAUUAACAACCUCUUCGCCGACGUGCAGAACGGCUCCGCCAUCCUCAAGGUGAUGGACCGCAUUCAGCCCGGGGUCGUCGUGUGGAAGCGCGUCAACAUCGCUCCGAAGAAUCGCUUCAAGAAGGUGGAGAACGGGAACUACGUCAUCGACAUCGCCAAGGUGAUGGGGCUUACGGUGGUGAACGUGGGGGGGUUGGACAUCAUCGAUGGCAACCGCAAGAUGACGCUGGCCAUUAUGUGGCAGCUCAUGCGCCGGCACACCCUCAACCUUCUUCAGGCGAGAGAUGGAGGUGCUGCUCUCUCCAAGAAGGGGAAGAGGAUAGAGGACCCGCAGAUCGUGGCGUGGGCCAACUCCAAGGUCGAAGGGUCCAAGAUUCGCAGCUUCGGGGACCCCUCGCUGUCUACGGGUGUGUGCCACGGCAUCGACCAGUCGACCGUGAACUGGGACCUUGUCGUGAUGGACCCCGCGAACGACGAGGACAAGACCAAUAACGCCAAGUACGCCAUCAGCGUGGCGCGCAAGCUGGGCGCGUGCGUGUUCGUGGCGGCGGAAGACAUCGUGCAGGUCAUGUCGAGGAUGAUCAUGCUCUUUUGCGCGAGCCUGUGGCACUGCGAGAACGAGCGCACGGCGUCGCCGGACGGGGUGGGGGCAGGGGCCAUGCCGGCGCCGGCCGCGUUAGAACAAACCCCUCAGGCGCCCAAGCCGCUCAUGUCUCCCACGGGACUCCGGUCGGCCACCUCUCCCAAGCCCUUCUCUUCGGGGGGAUGGUCGACCUUCGGACAGUCCAAGCCGCCACCGGCAGGAGCAGCAGCAGAGUCGGCCGCGAAAAUCGCUCAAAAGAAGGCGGACGAGGAGACGCAGAGGAGGAUCCAGGCGUGGAAAGCGGAGCAGCAAGCCAAGCAGGCCUCUGCGGCUUUCGCGGACGAGAACAAGGCAGCGGAAGAUGAGGCAGCGGCGUCGGCGGCAGCGACGGGAGCGGCACAGCAAGCCGCCCAAGAAGCAGAAGCGGCAAAGGCGGCCGCAGAUGCACAGCAGCAGCAAGAGGCGGCAAAGGCGGCGGCAAAGGCGGCGGAAGCUUCCCGGCUAGCUGCGGAGGAGGCUGAGGCUGCCAGAGUGCUCGCCGCGGAGGCUGAGGCAGAUGGGGUCAGAUUGGCGGAGGACCAGAUGAAGGCCGUGAGUCUCGAGCCAGGAUUGAGCACUUACAGCGACGAGGUCACACAAGAAGAGUGGGACGCCUGAACCGGAACCUGAACCUGAACCUGAAUGGAUUGAUAGCCUGGCCUCGACACGCGACAAGCCGGCGAGGGGGGGGAGGGCAGGGCAGGGCAGGGCAGGGCAGGGGGGGAAGGGGUUGCUUCUUUUUGGAGAAGUUUGCGGCGCUGGAACCCCGCGUCUCCCCCUUGCACGUACACACAGGCAGCAGUUGCCGUUUCUUCUCUCACACGAUUUAUCAUUCGAAAGGCGGGCGUGUUUUUGCACGGAUCGGGAUGGGACGGAAUUGGGGAGGGGCAUACUGGCGCCAGCCUGACGAGGGGCAUCAUGGCGCCAGCCUGACGAGGGAGAGGGGACGGGGGGGGGGGGGGGGNNNGGGGGGGGGGGGGGGGGGGGGGGGGGGGGGGGGGGGGGGGGGGGGGGGGGGGGGUCGUGAUAAUAAUUAUCGUCGAUGUUGCUGGGUAUGUCGUUAGCAGUGUAGUAGACAACGAGAGAAAAAGGCGCCUGAUGAUCUCAAAGGGGGUGGGGGGAGGUCCAAGGUACCGGGUGUUGAUUGUUUCUUCUUAUGCGUAGCGUAUUCAUGUGCGUUGUUUGUAUCGGGAGUUUUGCUCGUAGGUAAGUUUUUUGAGUUCUUCACGGAUGGCUUGCCUAUCGCUGUUGCGCUCUUGUGGGAGCGUGGGUUGAUGGAGGGGUUGCGAACAAGCCCUCAGUUGUUGGUGUUUUCGCGUAUUGUGUGCGGGUAGCGAAGCAGUCGAGAGCGAGAGUUUGGAGGGGGUGGGAGACGACCAACAGCAGUUUCGCCACACACACCCACCCGUGGCGGAUGUGAGUAAAAUUGCUUUCUCUCUGUCGACACAGCGGGGUCCCCAUGUGCAGAAUGAUAGAGGCCCUGUGCACCAAGCGACACUCCUCAGUUAAUGUAGCGUUUCAGACGUAAACAACAGGCAAGGCAAGUGCUCUGCAAUGGUGCAACGCCCCGCGCGCUUCCUCCGUUUCAGCCGUUUUUGUUGACGUGGCAAACGUAUAAUGGGUACACCUCUGAA
Messenger RNA from Ectocarpus sp. CCAP 1310/34, 3539 nucleotides. The record is from the annotation of a GenBank genome assembly. Lineage: Eukaryota; Phaeophyceae; Ectocarpales; Ectocarpaceae.